AUGGCUCCCUCACGACAGCCCGUUGCUGGUCCAUCGAGACCGAAACACUCUCAGCAGCCAAUCGCUCAUUCCCCUCCUCCCUCAUCAUCCGUUUCUGCCUUCAACCCUUCUCGUACUCUCUUCGCUCUGGCAUCACCUGUUCUCGGUUCAGCCGACAAAGUCCAAGUAUGGGACGUCGCUACCGAUCGAGUCAUCUCUGAAUGGGAAGUCGCUGGCGCAAGUAAAGCCAUUACCGUCACUUGGACCAGUAUACCCUCUUCCGAUGCUGCGAGCAAAAAGAAGAAACGUCGAAAGUCCGGUCCUACCGAUACUGGCGACGAGGAAGUGAUUCUCAUCACCUCAGCCAAAGGUCAGCUGGCAGUCUUUUCACCUUCCAAAGGAGAAAUAAUACGGACGAUCGAUCUACCUCAGCCAGCUACUGCAGCCUGGUCAGACGAACAUGGUAUCAUCUUCGCUACCUCUUCAUCCAUCUUGGUGUUAUCUGCCGAUGCUUCCAGUGUUUCACACACUUUCACUCUUCCCUCAUCUUCUACUGCCCCUUCGGCUCUGGCCAUAUUGCCUUCCUCAACCCCCGAGGUACUGCAAGUCCUCGUCGGUAUUCUCUCAGUGGUGGUACUGCACCUCGACCUCUCAUCCACAAAGAUUUCAUACUCCUCUGCUCCUCUUCCCGCAUCCACCACUUCCAUCAGCUCCAUACUGCCUCUUCCCACCUCGGAGCAAGGCUCGUCCUUCUUGGUGGUAUCGGAAGAUGAUCGCACGAUAUCUCAGUAUACAAUACUUUCUCCUCAAACACCACCUAAAUUAUCAUAUCGAUACGCCUCGCCGACCUUAUCUUCCGCCCAUUCCCUCUCAACCUCUUCAAGCUUGUUAUCCGUCUUACAUGCUUCAGGCGAGAUAUCGCUAUUCCAUCUUCCCGGUGAAUUGGACUUCUCUCGUCCGAAAUCCGAUUCAAAGCCAAGUACUGUCAAACUCGUGGAAGGUAAAGACGAACGAACGUCAAGAAUUUGUCGAGUGGCCUUCGCUUCUGGAAAUGAAGGUGCACCAGCUGCUCUCAUGUGUGGUCGGAUGACAGGUGGUGGAAGAGUCAAAUGGCAUCGAGCGGUCUACGAGCUACCUGAAGGUGGUCUCAGACCAUCGACAGUGGUCAAAUGCGAUGCACAGGAUCUAGUUGGAGAUGCCAGUUCAUCAACAACACUGCCAAUACAGCGAUUCACUGCACCUGCAAAUGUCACUGAGGCUCCCGCAGUCGACACCGAUGAACCAGCAUCUAAACUACCAACUGACGUCGAUAUGGCGGAUCUUUCUCUGGGCGAACGAAUGCUCGCCAUACCGAACGGCACUGCUUUAGUUGAAGCUGAGCCCGAAGCAUCUGCCGCAAAGGCCAAACCUUCAGCUGAAGUCACUUUCGAUGGUCCUGUCAAUGCCGCCUCUCUUACUCGAGUAUUGGUCCAAGCUUUGCAUACCUCCGAUCCUGCACUUCUCACACUCUGUCUCUCUCAUCGAAACCCCACCUUGAUACGGAAUACCAUACGGAAGAUGCCUGCUCAGCUCGCUUUACCACUACUCAAAGCUUGCGUCGAACGAUUAGGUCAAGGUAAAUCUGUGAACAAACGUGGUGGUGGCCGAGGUUCAGUACAGAAUGAACAGCAGGGUCGAGGUACUGUUGAAUGGGUUAAAGGUGUUCUGGUAGAGAGAGGGGCCUUACUCAUGACUAUGCCCUCACUACCAUUACAUCUUGCUACUCUAUCGAAGUUGCUGCAAACUCGAUUAGAAACUUAUCAACCGCUCUCGACUUUAUCCGGUCGACUAGACUUAGCUUUGGCUCAAAUCCAGAUGCGCAGAUUAGCAGCCGAAGCAGCUUCACAAUCAGCUUUGAACGGCGGUCAGAAAGGAGGUGAAGGUCUGGUAUAUAUCGAAGGUGAAAGUGAUGAUGAGGAUGAUGUACCUAUCGAAAUGGGUGAAGAAGGUGAAAUCGAAGAUAUCAAUAUGCUUGCUGGAUCUGAAGACGAAUCAUCUGAUGAAGAAGAUGAGGAUGAGGACGAAGAUGACGAGGAGGAGAGCGAAGAAGAUUUUUUGGAAUCGGAUGAUGAUGAGGGACUGUUGGAUCUGGAAGCUGAGGAAAGUGAAGACGAAGAUGAUGAAGGGGAUAGUGAUGAUGAGUAG
Molecule: messenger RNA, 2163 nt
Organism: Kwoniella botswanensis
Lineage: Eukaryota; Fungi; Basidiomycota; Tremellomycetes; Tremellales; Cryptococcaceae
Exons: 3
Coding region: 1-2163 (720 amino acids)
Biological process (GO): maturation of SSU-rRNA from tricistronic rRNA transcript (SSU-rRNA, 5.8S rRNA, LSU-rRNA)
Cellular component (GO): nucleolus
Molecular function (GO): protein binding
Source: RefSeq, a predicted model, not a curated record